Molecule: messenger RNA, 3878 nt
Organism: Onychostoma macrolepis
Lineage: Eukaryota; Metazoa; Chordata; Actinopteri; Cypriniformes; Cyprinidae
Gene: hltf
Product: helicase-like transcription factor
Exons: 25
Coding region: 197-2944 (915 amino acids)
Molecular function (GO): ATP binding; nucleic acid binding; ATP-dependent chromatin remodeler activity
Source: RefSeq, a predicted model, not a curated record
AAAAAAAAACUGAGGAAGAAGAAACAAACGAGCUUUUUCAAAACAGUCGCGGCACUGCGACUGGUAAUCAAGAUUUGACAUAGCCUAUGAACUACAAUAAACCCGUAUAUCACUGUACUAUUAAUCGCUCAUGUAGCAUUUGUAUUUAGGUCAGUUUGCAGCACACUUUUAUCGCAGUGGAGUCUAUUCGGGAGUCAUGCAGUCUUCAAACAAAUCACCAAACAUCAAUCCCCGCACUGCUGCUCCUCACAACCCCUCCACCAGCGCCUCGCCACGAUACGCCUUCAUAGAUUUCCUGGAUGUGGGCGGCACAAUGACCAUAUCCCAAGAAAUAGCAAAUUUAACAGAGGAUUCGGGGCAGGACCUACCAGAGGAGAAUGUUCAGAUUGGAUCAAUUCAAGGCACGGUUGUUGGUCUGCGCUACUACACUGGAAAGGUCAGUAGAGGAGAGAUGGUGUCCUUGGUGAGGCAGCCGCAAAAUCCCUAUGACCAAAAUGCGGUGAUGGUGACCAAUGUGUAUGGAAGUCAGGUGGGGCACAUCAAGAAAGAGCUGGCAGCUCCGAUGGCCUACGUUAUGGACAACAAUUUGGCCAGGGUGGAAGGGGUUGUGCCCUGUGGAGAGACAAAUAAAUUUUCAAUGCCUGUAAACCUCACCUUCUGGGGCAAAGAGGAGAACCGAGAAGCUGUGCAUAAUCAGAUGAGACGCCAUGGUUUCAAACUUGGCACCGGGUUCAAAGGGUACACAACACAAACAUCUUUGGGUAGAGACCUGCUCGGUUUGUCUUCAAAAAUGUCUGCCAUUCCUUUGACUGUAGAAGAGCUGAAGAAUGCCUUUGACAGGCUAUUUGAUGAUUUAAUGGAGGAUAAAACCAGAGAAAUGGAGCCAGCAGAGGCGGUGUGCACUUCCCUGCUCCCACAUCAGAAGCAGGCGCUCUCGUGGAUGACCUCUCGUGAGAACAGCAAUGAUCUGCCCCCAUUCUGGGAGGAGAAGAGUGGCUUCUACUUUAACGUUCUCACUAACUUUGCUGUAAAGGAAAGGCCAGAGAAAGUGCUUGGUGGGAUUUUGGCUGAUGACAUGGGGCUGGGAAAAACCCUCACCACCAUUGCCUUGAUAGUCUCUAAUUUCCACAAUGGGAAACCUCUACCACUGGAACAAUGUGAAGGAUCAUCUUCAAGUUCCAGAAUGAAAUCAACCUCAAAAGACCAUGAAGAAUCUUAUGAACCAGCGAGUUCAUCCCAUUUGAAAAGACUGCAUGCUGAUGAGGAAGGUGUACCUCAGAAGAAAGCAAAAACCACAAUGAAAACUGCUAAAAAGCCUGCCAACACCAAGAAAGGAGUGGUUCUGCUGGAUGAUGUGGACUUUGCUGCUGCUCUGGAGUGCAGUUCCUCACAGGUUGUGCCUGCGAAAAAGAGUGCAAAGAAGGGUUCUGGCACUGGUAAGGUCCCAUCUGGAGGCGGUGGGGGCUCAGGGGCCAGAGCCACUUUGAUUGUAUGUCCUCUGUCUGUCCUUAGCAAUUGGCUGGACCAGUUUGAGCAACAUAUCAGAGCUGAUGUCACAUUAAAGGUGUACCUGUACUACGGUGCAGAUCGCAAACGAUCUGUCAAACUUCUGUCUGAGCAAGAUGUGGUUCUCACAACAUACAAUGUGCUUUCAUCAGAUUUUGGGAACAAAGCCAGCAGUCCUCUGCACAAAGUGAACUGGCUGAGGGUGGUGCUGGAUGAGGGCCACGUCAUCAGAAACCCUAACGCUCUUCAGAGUAAAGCUAUACUGGAGCUGCAGUCAGAGCGCAGGUGGAUCCUGUCUGGAACCCCCAUUCAGAACUCCCUGAAGGAUCUCUACAUGCUGAUGUCCUUCUUGAAGCUGAAGCCUUUCGAUGUGAAGGAGUGGUGGAACAGAAUCAUUCAGAGACCUGUGACCAUGGGCGACAGAGUUGGACUCCAGAACUUGCAAGUGCUGGUAAAGGGCAUCACACUGAGGCGCACUAAGAACAGUAAAGUGGCCGGGCGCAUGCUGGUGCAGUUACCUGAACGGAGAGUGUUUGUGCAGCAUGUGACUCUCUCUGAGGAAGAAAGGGAGGAGUAUGAACAGGUCAGGAAGGAGGGCAGGAAGAUCGUUGGCAGGUAUUUCGAAGAGGGAACCAUCAUGACAAACUAUGCUGAUGUGCUGGCCAUCCUGGUUCGUCUAAGGCAGUACUGCUGUCACCCCAGUCUCUUGGGCAAAUACACAGGGGCAGAUGAUCCUGGGACCCCUAGUGAGCUGCGGGAGCGUCUCAUCAAUAAGAUCACAUUGGUGCUGAACUCUGGCUCAGACGAGGAGUGCGCCAUCUGUCUAGACUCCCUACGUCAGCCUGUUAUCACCUACUGUGCUCAUGUGUACUGCAGGCCCUGCAUCUGUGAGGUCAUCCGAUCAGAGAAGGAGCAGGCCAGAUGCCCCCUGUGUCGUGCUCAGAUCAAGACCAAAGAGCUGGUGGAGUAUCCUGGAGAAGAAAUGCAGGCUGGAGCAGCCACUGGGGAGAACUGGCGAUCAAGUUCCAAAGUGGAUGCUUUGAUGAGCAACCUGUUGAAGCUCCGCAAUGAAGACCCCACUGUGAAGAGUCUUGUGGUUUCUCAGUUUACCAGGUUUAUGGAUCUUAUAGAGGUUCCCUUGAGGGAAUAUGGAUUCUCUUUCACACGACUGGAUGGCUCUAUGGCUCAGAAGACCAGAGCAAAGGCCAUUCAGGAUUUUCAAGACUCCUCUCCAGGACAUCCCACCAUCAUGUUACUGUCGCUCAAAGCUGGAGGCGUUGGCCUUAAUCUGACCGCUGCUUCCCACGUCUUCAUGAUGGAUCCAGCCUGGAAUCCUGCAGCAGAGGAUCAGUGUUUUGACAGAUGUCAUAGACUGGGCCAGAGCAGAGAUGUGGUGAUCACUAAGAAGAAAGGUUUGGAACGACAUGUGGGUGAGUAAAUGAUGACAAUUUUCGUAUUUGGGGUGAAUCUUACCCUUAAGAACUAGUUAAACAAUUGUAUUAAAGGGACAGUUCAGUGGUGGUUUACUUCUGCUUUUGGUAACCAUGAACUUUAUUGUCAAAAGAGACAUUUCUCAAAAUAUCUUUGGUGUUCUGAAGUGACAACAGGAUUUUAAUUUUUGGGUCGACUAGCCAUUUAAAUAUUUUUGAGUUAUAUACGAUUCAAAAUGAACCAAGAACCAUUAAUUACAUUUGUGAGACCCCAGUGUAACUGUCAUUAAACCAAAACUGACUGAAAUUCAUUAGUGUUUUCAUCUAAAGUUGCAAAUUUAACUUUUUUAAAAAUUUGAAUAUUGGAUAAAACAUUUGCGAAUAAAGCACUGUUUUCAUCUUGUGACGGUUUGGUCUUGAACACACAAGUUAUUAAUAGUUUUGCAAAAAUAUUAGUACAAGGCACAUUCACAACAGUUCUGUUGUAAAUAAAUGAUAUUGUAAUAAAAACUCAUGUUGUCUAGUAUACUGAGGGUGAAUGGACUGAAAGAACUUUUUCAAACUGUCACUCAGUUUUAGCCUUAAUUUUAAUCAGACACAAAUAUUUGGUCACACUUUAUUUUAAUGUCCAAUUCUCGCUAUUAACAUACCAUUAACUAACUUUUGUCUCAAACUCUUAAUUUGCUGCUGUUAUUCAUAGUAAGAUAGUUGAGUUUAGUUAUGUAGAAUAUGGUCAUGCAGAAUAUGUGCUUUAUAAGUAUUAAUAAACAGUCAAUACGUUAAUAAUAGGCAUGCUAAUAAACAACUAGUUAAGAGUGAGAAUUGGUCUCUAUACUUAACUGAAUAUUGUCACAAAAGAGUGACGUACUUUGGCGCAUAAAAUUAUUGUUGGAUUAUAGUGGUUGGCCUUUCAAGACAGGAAGUUCACAACUGAUGACUCUU